CAUGUUGGGCGCGAGUGAUUCUGGGCAAUUGUCGCCCACCUAUCUGUCCUCCACUCGCACAAGUGGGCUCCUCCAUUAACCUCAAUUGAGACCAACCCAAAGGUUGGAAUGAAAUGAGGGGAGAAUAAAAGGUAAAUUCUGAGACUUAAAAGUAUUUCACCAAUCAAAACAAAUUUUGUUGACUGAAGAAGCUUGACUUGGGUUUAGGUAUUUCAGUAUCAUCGGUUCGGCACCACAAACACAACCGCUGCCAUUUUUUCAGUCGUGAUCUGAACCACUACAGUGCCAUAACAAUGGAUACCGCCAUGACAGCCCACGAAGCCUCCUCUUCAUCCUCCUUCAGGUCAAAACUUUGGAAUUACGACUUGUUCUUGAGCUUCAGAGGUGAAGACACGCGCAAGGGCUUCACAGGCCACCUCCACGCGGCAUUAAAAGAGGGAUACCAGGCUUAUAUGGAUGAGGACGAUCUAAAAAGAGGGGAAGAAAUAAAAGAGGAACUGUUCCAGGCAAUCGAAGGGUCGAGAAUCUCCAUCAUUGUCUUCUCAAAGAGGUAUGCGGAUUCGAGUUGGUGUCUUGACGAGCUGGUGAAGAUCAUGGAGUGCAGAUCCAAACUGGGGCGACAUGUUUUGCCAAUAUUCUAUCAUGUUGAUCCUUCACAUGUCAGGAAGCAGGACGGAGAUUUGGCCGAAGCAUUUCUGAAGCACGAAAAGGGCAUCGGUGAAGAAACAGAUGGCAAGAAACGUGAAGCUAAACAAGAAAGGGUAAAGCAGUGGAGAAAGGCUCUUACAGAAGCUGCAAAUUUGUCUGGCCACCAUCUUCAUAUCACUGAUAAUGGGUGCGAAGCAAAUCUUAUUAGAGAAAUUGUUGACAAUAUUAUUACAAAAUGGCUUAUGAGCACAAACAAACUACAAGUGGCCAAGCACCCGGUUGGUAUCAAUUCUCGUAUUCAAGAUAUUGUCAAUCAUCUUUCAAGUGGCGAAUCAAAUGUUGUCAUGGUUGGAAUUUGGGGGAUGGGUGGAUUGGGUAAAACAACAGCUGCCAAAGCCAUUUAUAAUCAAAUUCAUCAUAAGUUCCAAUUCAAAAGUUUCCUGCCCGAUGUUAGCAACACUGCAAGUAAACAUGGUCUAGUUUAUUUGCAAAAAAAACUUAUUUCUGACAUCUUAAAAACGAAGUCUGAAAUAAGCAGUGUUGAUGAAGGUAUCAGUCUGAUAGAAGAUCAAUUUCGACAUAGAAGGGUACUUGUCAUCAUGGACAACAUAGAUGAAGUGGGCCAAUUGGAUGCAAUAGUUGGAAAUCAUGAUUGGUUUGGUCCAGGAAGUAGAAUUAUCAUAACAACAAGAGAUGGACAUUUACUAAAGCAAGUGGAUAAGACAUAUCCGGCUCAGAAAUUGAAUGAACGAGAAGCUUUGGAGCUUUUUAGUUGGCAUGCCUUUGGAAAUAAUUGGCCUAAUGCAGAAUAUCUUGAACUCUCAAAAAAAGUUGUUUCUUACUGUGGAGGUUUGCCACUAGCCCUUGAAGUUUUAGGUUCUUUUUUGUUUAAAAGAUCUAUUGCAGAGUGGAAAAGUCAAUUGAAGAAAUUGAAAAGAACUCCUAAAGGAGAAAUAAUAAAACCACUAAGAAUAAGCUUUGAAGGGCUAGAUAAUACAGAGAAGGCUUCAUUCCUUGACAUAUCUUGUUUCUUUAUAGGAGAGGACAAGGACUAUGUCGCCAAAAUAUUAGAUGGAUGUGGAUUUUAUGCAACAGUAGGAAUCAGUGUCCUUUGCGAACGAUGUCUUGUAACUGUUGAAGGCAACCGUUUGAAUAUGCAUGACUUGCUUCGAGAAAUGGCCAGAGUAAUCAUUUCUGAAAAAUCUCCUGAUCGCCCAGGAAAAUGGAGUAGGUUGUGGGAUAAUCGAGAGAUCAUCGAUGUAUUGACAAAUAAAUCUGGAACUGAAGAAGUUGAAGGACUUGCUCUACCUUGGGAUUAUGGCAAUACUUGUACAGAAGCAUUUGCCAAUAUGAAGAAACUGAGAUUGCUCCGGCUUGACUACGUUAAGCUUAAUGGAGAAUACAAACAUCUUCCCAAAGGGUUAAUAUGGUUGUUCUGGGUAGGGUGCCCUUUAAAGUCCAUACCAGAUGACUUUUUUAAUCAAGAUAAACUAGUUGUUUUAGAGAUGCAGUGGAGCAGACUGGUACAAGUUUGGGAGGGUUCCAAGUCGCUACAUAACUUGAAAACCCUUGAUCUCAGCUAUUCCAUUGACCUAAUUAAAUCACCGGACUUUUCACAAGUCCCAAAUCUUGAAGAGUUGAUAUUGGAAAGGUGUUUUAGUUUGUCCGAGAUUCACCCCUCCAUUGGUCAUCUUAAAAGACUUUCUUUGGUGAACCUUACAGGAUGUAGUGAGCUUAUUUCUCUUCCAAGGGAUUUCUAUAAAUUGAAAUCUGUUGAGACUCUUCUUCUUAAUGAAUGCUCAAAAUUCAUAGAACUGCAUGAGGAUAUAGGGGACAUGAUAUCACUAAGAACACUUGAAGCAGAGGAUACAACCAUAAGAGAAGUACCACCUUCCAUAGUAAGAUUGAAGAAUCUCACUCGUUUAUCCCUUUGCGACAUCAGUUUACAGCUCGAAGGAGAAUACAAAUGUCUGCGUUGGUAUGAAUGGCCUUUAAAGUCCAUACCAGAUGACUCUUUUAAUCAAGAUAAACUAGUUGUUUUAGUGAUGCAUCAUAGCAAACUGGUACAAGUUUGGGAGGGUUCCAAGUCGCUACAUAACUUGAAAACCCUUGAUCUCAGCUAUUCCAUUGACCUAAUUAAAUCACCGGACUUUUCACAAGUCCCAAAUCUUGAAGAGUUGAUAUUGGAAGGGUGUGCGGGUUUGUCCGAGAUUCACCACUCUAUUGGUCAUCUUAAGAGACUUUCUUUGGUGAACCUUACAAGUUGUUACAGGCUUAUUUCUCUUCCAAGGGAUUUCUAUAAAUUGAAAUCUGUUGAGACUCUUCUUCUUAAUGAAUGCUCAACAUUCAUAGAACUGCAUGAGGAUAUAGGGGACAUGAUAUCACUGAGAACACUUGAAGCAGAGUAUACAACCAUAAGAGAAGUACCACCUUCCAUAGUAAGAUUGAAGAAUCUCACUCGUUUAUCCCUAUCAGGCAGAGAAGAUUGGGAGGAGCUACUAUAUGAAGACUAUCUUUUCAGCUUACUUUGGAGUUUGAGUUUCUUUGGGGCUCUUGAAGCAGAUUCUACAGCCAUAAGACAAGUACCACCUUCCAUAGUAGGAUUGAAGAAUCUCACUUUUAUCUCUGAGUACUGUGCCUAGUCAUUUCCCAAAUUACUUGAUGAUGCAAUCCCUAAGGAUGUUGGAGGGAAUGAUGUUCAUAUCCUACCCAGCCUCAGCGGCCUUUCGAAGCUUGGAGGGAAUGGAUGCAUAUAUCUUCAUACAAUCCGUGAUUUACCAAGAAGUUUGAAAUUUCUGUAUGCCGUUGAUUGCCCUGCACUGGAAACAAUGCCCAAUUUUUCGGAAAUGUCAAAUAUGAGAGAACUGGAAGCAAGUGAUUCUCCCAAACUCACUUGAGGCUCCACGCUUGGAUAAGUUAUUAAACCCCAUGACAUGGACUGAUAUGAAAAGGUUUACCAAUCUCACAGCUGAUUUUGGCAAGAACAUCAUAUAGGUACCUCUCUCCCCCCUCCCUCUCUCUCCCUUAAGUUCUAAUUGCCUUCCUAUUGUGCGCAUGCAGAUUCCUAUGGUUUUUCCAAAACUUAGUUGUUUUGAAUUUUGAAGAUAUAAUGCAUUCAGAACGUUUCAA
This is a messenger RNA of Pyrus x bretschneideri (Chinese white pear), 3777 nucleotides long. Its product is annotated as disease resistance protein RPV1-like. Gene Ontology annotation, biological process: defense response; signal transduction. Lineage: Eukaryota; Viridiplantae; Streptophyta; Magnoliopsida; Rosales; Rosaceae. The record is from RefSeq and is a predicted model, not a curated record. Gene Ontology annotation, molecular function: ADP binding.